This is a messenger RNA of Papaver somniferum (opium poppy), 1673 nucleotides long. RefSeq lists its product as uncharacterized. Bases 80 to 1186 code for a protein of 368 amino acids. Lineage: Eukaryota; Viridiplantae; Streptophyta; Magnoliopsida; Ranunculales; Papaveraceae. The transcript has 5 exons. The record is from RefSeq and is a predicted model, not a curated record.
CCUCCACAUAACUUCCCACUCCUUAGUUUUCUCUCUGACUUUGCCUUUCUGUAAAGUGGUGGUGGAUAGAGAAAAAGCUAUGGCAGCAUUUUCUGCGAAUAUUAUCUGUCAAACUAAAACUUUCAUUCCUUCAUCUCCUAUUCUCAAAUUCCGAAACCCAAAAUUCGUCUCCAAAUCUGCAUAUAUACGUUCUUACUAUCUCCAUAAUCAAAUUCAUCGGAAUUCUGUUUCCAUGUCUGCCGCCAACGUUGCCUCUGACGUCGAGGUUCAACAAAACCUCCCUAAUUCCACCACUCCCGCAUGGGAAGAAUUUGCUAGAAAUGUGUCAGGAGAAUGGGAUGGGCACGGUGCAGAUUUCACAAAAGAAGGCGAGCCAAUUGAACUACCUGAAAACGUGGUGCCGGAUGCCUAUAGAGAGUGGGAGGUUCGAGUUUUCGAUUGGGUAACGCAAUGCCCUACGCUCGCUGAGUCAGAUAAGUCUGCUCUUUUUUAUAAGUUGAUACACCUACUUCCCACUGUUGGAUGUGAAGCUGAUGCUGCAACCAGACAUACCGUUGAUGAGAGACAUAUAGGAGGUGUGGAUAACAAAGUUUCAGCAUUUGCAUAUAACUCAAGUGGAUGUUAUGUAGCUGUCUGGCCAAAGGAAAAUAAGGGUGUCAGUUUACUUGAAUUAGAACAUUGCUUGGUUGAUCCUCAAAAUCGAGAGGUGCGUGUUAGGAUAGUUCAAGUUGUUCGGAUAGACGGGACAGCAUUGUCAUUGUCGAAAAUCAAAGUUUUCCGUGAACAAUGGUAUGGGCCAUUUAGAAAUGGGGAAUCUUUAGGUGGAUGUUCUAUACGUGAUGCCGCAUUUGCUAAAACGGAUGUCAUCAAAGGGUCAGAAGUUAUGGGUACAUGGAAAAGUUCAAAAUGUGUAGCCAGUUUUCAGAGUUCCGAAACUAAUUUUUUCCAAGAACUUGCUGGAGAAAAGAACCAACAAUCAGUAAGAGAUGAGCAAAAUCUUGUACUGCUUCCCAAACAGUUAUGGUGUUCAUUCAAAGAAACAGGAAACGGAGAAACUUGUGCAGAAGUAGGAUGGUUAUUAGAGCAAGGACGUGCAAUCACAUCAAGGUGUAUUCUCUCAGAAGACGCAAAGUUGCAGGGAAUUGCAGUUGGACAAGAACAUGCAAUGUUGGAGAACAGCCAGUAAAAAUCCAAUGUAAAUUAUACAUGUACCGGAGUAUAGGAAUCACCACAAAGUGCUUAGACAAAAGCUGUAGCAAAUUAUAGGUACAGCUACCAACGCAUCAACUGGGAUCUUCAAGGCAACAGGCGCUGAAGAAGCGGUAGCUGUAGCCGUGCUCAAAGCUUCACAGUGGGCAAAGGUGGAAGGAUCCAGAAGGCAAUUGUCAAAGAAUAAUAGACUAUGCAACCGCAAUACAGAACUGAGUAAAUUAGCAGAAUCAAGCAACUUUGAAGGAAGCAAUGAGAACUUUGCAGUUUCUGGAAUUUGGGUAUUCUCUUCACUCAGAGAAAAAGAAAUAUGGUGGCAGACAAGGUGGCAAAAAAAGGAAGGAAAAGCACUCUUGAUCAGAUUUGCAACAACAGCAUGCCUAAUGUCAUAAAUUCUGCUUUAAUGAUGGAUAAAAACUCAAUUUUCAUUUCUAAUUUAAUUUCAAUUUCAAUUUCCGAGCCAA